UUUACAAAGUUAUCAGUCACAUUCUAAUACGAUAAAGCUGGUCAAUUUUAGUGUUUCUUUUGGCGCAUUGAAUUUUACAUAUGAUACGAAAAGAAUAUAUAUGAAAUGUGGACUGUUGUCUCUCUGUCUCAAGAUCCACGUCAGUUUUCUCCGUUAAUUUCACGGACCCUAUAUAACGCGUAUAAUUUCCAAAUUAAAUCGUAAUUCUGAAAAAUUAAUUAGCACGUGCGACCAAUGUUAUAUGGAUGUUGAACAUUAAAACGCGAACAGUUACGAAUAUACGAACGCAUGCGUGAGUCUUUUUGCAUCCGAAACUUUGUUCGUCUCGAGCUCUGGAACUCUGGGGGUCGUAGGAUCGUGCAUUCUGGUGAUACGUAUGUACAAUAAUGUAUAUAUGUAUAUACAUACAUACAUUGUUAUGCAGUAGUCAGUAGCAGCUAGUAGCUAGUAGUCAUCAGCAAGUGUCGAGCGAAGAGAGAUAAACGAUAAACGGGCGUCGAAGAUAAAUUCGACUAACAAGUUGCCAACGAUAUCUCGUGCGUGGCGGAAGGCGGAAAGUAGAAAGUCGAAUCGAAUAAAUGGCGGGCCACAAUUAUCUGAGUGAUCCGAAGAAUCCAUUCUUUUCGUUGGAAGACGACGUAGACGAUGAGACAUUUCUGAAAAAUGCGCCAGCCAGGACUCUCCCCGCUGGGCGUCAGAAUUUUGACAAUGACAUAACGCAGAAACGCCAACAAUUGUUGCAACGUAAAAAAGAAAUAGAAGACCGCACGAUACAGUCUUCGGAAAGGUCCGUUUCGCUUCUGAGAGACUCUGAGCAAAUUGGUGUAGCUACAGCUGAGGAAUUAAUCAGGCAAAGAGAACAAUUGCAGAGAACAGAAAAGAGACUAGAUGACAUUAAUAGCACAUUAAGAUUUAGUCAGAAACAUAUACAGGGCAUAAAGAGUGUCUUUGGUAGUCUGAAAAACUAUCUCAGUGGUAAAUCUCUGGAUACACCAAUACCAUCGACAAAAUUAUCAGAGUCUUCCAGUUCUGGAUCCAUAACAUCUCCUGCACUGUCCAACACAUUAGAACAAGUACAAAGUAACAUUAGCAAUUCGUAUUCAUCGACAAAAGUAAAAGAAAGUUACAAUGCGCGCGACAACAAUCUUGAAGAUGUUAGGCCUGCCAGUGACAGAGUAACCAAAGCUUUAGAGCAAAAUUUAAAUGACAUGAGUGGAUCAUUAGCGAGACUGAAACAUCUGGCAAUUGGUUUAUCUGAAGAAAUAGACUCGCAAAACGAUCUGAUUGAUAAUAUCACCGAUAAAACCGAAAAAGCAGAUAUACUGCUGCAACAGCAAAAUAAAGACAUGUUACAUUUAUUGAAGAAAUAAAUUAGAAAACUGUCAUACAUCGAACUUUUUGCUUGAAAAACUAUCAUUGAAUACGAUUAACUAUACUUUUACAAAAUAUGGACAUAAUACAGUGAAAUGAAUCUUUGAGAUGUUGAUUUAUGCCAUUGAAUCUAGGGUGUGACGGUCGUGCAAUAAUAUUAUGCAACAUUUUAUAGAAUUUUUCAUAAAGUGAUUGCGCAAUCUUUACAAUAUAAUUAUAACGAUACAAUAGUGUAGAAUGAUCUAUUGUUAAUACAUCAUUCUUUAUAGGGAAGGAAUCCAUUUUGUGAAUGAUUGUUGAUAUUAUAAAAAUACAUGCAAUAUCUUUAUACAAUGUAUAUACAAAUACAAAUGAAUAAGAUGCAUGAAGAACUUUUGUUUCUCAAGAUUUUGUAGCUUUUUAAGACGAAAAUUUUCUAUGAUGUACAUCCAUGUAUAAUAAUUAUGUUCCAAAUUUUGUUUUCGUUUGUUAUCAAUAUAAAAAUACAUGAUUUUUAUAUAUUUUAUAUAUAUGCACAUUCACAUUUUUAUAUAACAAUGAAAAGGAUUAUGAAUUAUCAGUGUUAUUUUUUAUUUUUAAUAAAGUAUCAAUAUUAUUGUGCAUAAA
Formica exsecta is the source of this 1977-nucleotide messenger RNA. It is a transcript of the gene Snap29, whose product is annotated as synaptosomal-associated protein 29. Gene Ontology annotation, cellular component: SNARE complex; plasma membrane. The record is from RefSeq and is a predicted model, not a curated record. The transcript has 2 exons. Lineage: Eukaryota; Metazoa; Arthropoda; Insecta; Hymenoptera; Formicidae. Gene Ontology annotation, biological process: synaptic vesicle priming; synaptic vesicle fusion to presynaptic active zone membrane; exocytosis. Gene Ontology annotation, molecular function: SNAP receptor activity; syntaxin binding. The coding region runs from base 579 to 1370 and encodes 263 amino acids.